CAAACUGUCGUCUGUUGCAGCGGUACUCGGAGUUCCAAAUAAAUGAAUUUCGAUAGGUUUAAGUUUUGAGUGUACAUUUAUAAUUAUUCACUAUGGAAAGUACCCUCGAUAUGUUGAUGAUACCUGGCUCUUCAAAGCAGAGAAUGUCCAAAGAAGAACAGGUAACGCCACACAAGAUAUCACUGAUUGUGUUGAUCCACGAAUACUGCACCAUUCGACGACCCAGCACCGUACAUUCUGUUUUCUCGGAAGAUAGUGACAGUGACAUAAAUCUGACGGAAAGGGAGAAAAGAAACUUCAUGGUCAUGAUUCUUCAAUUGCUGCAGUCCUCAGACUUGACCUUGAAAGAGCUAUUCAUGAAAAUUCGUGACAAAACCAAGAUAGAGCUGUAUACUCUGUUUUUAAAAAGAUUACAAGAGUUCAUAGAGGAUGGUGUGGGUGCAUUAAAGGACUACUUUCAAAAUGUGACGAAAGAAUAUUUUCUGAGUGGGAAAGGCGUGGAAAGGUCCAGUGUUCUUGGUUUAUUUAUCAGGCGUAUUACCCUCGCCUUUGAGAAGCUCUCCUUCACCCAAGUGACGGACAUGUACAGAAAAUUUGAGCGCUAUUACGAGGCAGGGGUCGGAAGUUACGAGGAAAGUCAAGACUUUGGUGGAUCGCUGACAGACUCAGCUAUGAGUUUGUCUGGCGUACGUUUUAGCCGGGGACUGUCCUUAGAUCCAUUUCAGCUCACCAAUGAAAGAAAACUUGGAGAUGAAGGUAGAGCAGUGAACUCCUUUAGGCAAGCAGAGUACUUUAUUCUGCAACAGGCAUUUCUGUUACAACACAACCAGAAGGAGGCUCUCUCACCGUCUGACCUUCAGGACAAAAUCAUGGACAUGCUGGAAAUGAACCCUGAUAUUGCAGAAGCUCACUUUCUCAGUUUCCUGAACAGUUUAAGGGUGAAAGAAUACUGCACAGCUCUUCACAACCUUUUCCACUUCUUUGACCGCAAAACCAUCGCGACCUUUAACAAAGGUCAAGGUCAUGGAAAACAUCAGCCCGCAGAGGAGGUUCAUAGGCGUUACGCAGCGUUAAACUUGGCGUCACUACAUUACAGAUUCGGUCAUAAGGAAGAAGCCCUUGCGCCGCUCCAGGAAGCUAUUGGAAUGGCGCAGGACGCGAAUGAUAAUGUCUGCCUGCAACAUGCAUUGGGAUGGUUACAAAGAUUGAGUGAGCAAGGCACGGCCAGCACAGAAAACCUCCUUGAGAGGGCCGUCACAAAAAGUUCCGAACUAAACCUCCCAAAUCUGACAUCUAUUGGGAUUCAAGCCUUUGCACGUCACAAUGCCUUCGCAGCUGCUAAACCUGCCCAGGUAUUUGAAUACCUACAGAAGAGCGAUGUGUUGAAUUGUCAGCAUUCUCAGUCUGGAUUCAUGUGCACGAGUUUCGCUAACAAGGCAGCCCUCUGGCAGAUGUAUGGAAAAAUGGAGUGUAUGUCCAUGCUGAGCCAGCUCAUUCUACACUUAGACACCUCAGAACACAGCGUGUUUUACAACGGGGAGUCCAUCUGUGUGGCCAUGUGCAACCUUGCCAGAUUUCAUGCUCAAAUGGGUCAAUAUGGACUUGCCUUGGACAUAAUUAACUGUGCUAAGAAACGCUUUCCGAAGAACCAGAUACAAUCAUCAGAAAUCUGGAUGGAAACUGAGCAACAAAUCUUGUUUGACCGGACAAUACUGAACCGGAAAUUUGGGGUUACGGAGCUGGCGGUGUUGAAUCUCAAGGCUUUAAAUCCACUUGAAUCUCAGUUAAGAGAGGCCAUACUGAACAAAGAAAAAGGUGAAGUAACAGAAUCACUCAACCAGUUGCACCUUUUACUUGACAAUUGUGGUGCUGACAAGGGAAAUAACUCUGUCACAGCUGAUUUCAAAUGCAGGGUGUUAUUAGAGUUGGGUGAACUCUACAGACAGACAAGCAAUCCGACCAGUGGCACCUCCUAUAUUCUAGAGUGUAUGACCUUGGCUAAAUCCCACCACCUAGAAUACCUUGCAGCCUUAGGGUCAAUACAGUUAGCACAUAUUCAGCUUCAAAUGCAACUUCCGGAACAAGCCUUAUCCCUCCUUUCUCAGCACAUGCUGGCAAUAUUGUCACAUGGGACUGUUACUGAUCGAGCCAGACUUCUAACCUGUCAUACCAAAUGUCAGGUUGCCAUAGCAACCAGAAAACCUGAUGAGCAGAAACGGCAAGGACUCUUGUCAUGUAUAAAUACCCUGAACACGGCAAUAGAACUGUACCAGUCUGCAGAAGCUUUCCUUCAUCUUAAAGACACAGUCUAUCUACAAACCAGACUGUAUCAUGAACUUGAUCUCCCUUCAGAGAGAAAUAAAUGUGCCCGCCAGUUUCGGCAGCUGGAUGUGCAGUAUCCAUCACUAAGUCAAAUGACUGUAAAUGCUUUGUGAUAAUGUUCUGAAAUUGUAAAUGUGUAACUCAGUCUGUGCAAAAACGGCCAAAAGGUAAAAUAUUUUAAGGGCAUUUAGAAGCUUAAGUAAUAUAGGCCUGAUCGGCUUUUACUUGUUUUUGGCAUUGUUCAGUACAAAGCUGUAUUGGCAUUUAGAGUUUUGUUCGUGCCUAUGAAUUGGAUUACUCAACAGGCCUGAAUGGCCUCUGCUUCCCAAAUCAUUUUCCUCAGACUGUUAAGUGAUAAUUUUAGUAGAUUUGAUGACAGAAAGUGGAAUGAAAAGCAAAGUCAUUCAGAGCAGUUUUCUUUGAUAGUCAGCUGAUUAUGAAUGCUUUAUGGUGAGAUGUUGAAGUUGUAAAUGCCUUGUGCAUUUCAAUCAUUUGUCAAUCUUAAUUUAUAUUAAUAUGUAUAUAAGUAUG
Molecule: messenger RNA, 2853 nt
Organism: Mya arenaria
Lineage: Eukaryota; Metazoa; Mollusca; Bivalvia; Myida; Myidae
Product: anaphase-promoting complex subunit 5-like
Exons: 19
Coding region: 93-2435 (780 amino acids)
Biological process (GO): positive regulation of mitotic metaphase/anaphase transition; anaphase-promoting complex-dependent catabolic process; protein K11-linked ubiquitination
Cellular component (GO): anaphase-promoting complex
Molecular function (GO): protein binding
Source: RefSeq, a predicted model, not a curated record